Molecule: messenger RNA, 873 nt
Organism: Lotus japonicus
Lineage: Eukaryota; Viridiplantae; Streptophyta; Magnoliopsida; Fabales; Fabaceae
Product: fra a 1-associated protein
Exons: 2
Coding region: 63-665 (200 amino acids)
Source: RefSeq, a predicted model, not a curated record
GGUGAUAUAAAAGGAGAGGGAAAUCGCUGUGUUGUGGGGGUAACAACCAGUUGCGUUGCAAAAUGGGGUGGGUGUGGAGCGACGACGGCGGCGACGGCGACGGCGAUGAUGGCCAAAUCAUCUCUUCUUGCAACACGAGCUCAGGCUCAGGUUCAGACUCAGAACGAUGCUCCACCAAAAGGAUCGUGAGAUCGCAGUGCAGAACGGAGCAGGUCGAAUCUGGAAAGUUCAUCAGGAAAUGUGAGAAAACCGAAGAGCUUAUCCGCAUCUGCGUCGGAAGGCCUGUUGAAGUGUUGCAAUCAAACAAUGAGUAUACAGAAGAGGAUGUCACAGAUGAGGUAGUUAAAGGAGGGUCUGUCACAUUUGGCUCAUCAAGCAGGUCAUCAGACGGCCAUGUGUUUGACUUCCCUGGGCUACGAAGUGAUAUUGAGGUCAUGGAACGAAGCCUCUUUGGUGGUCUUAGUCGUUUCUUCGAUGCAGCUGAAGAAAUGAAGAAUGGCUUCUUUGAUGUUUUUGGCAACGUAUUAGAUGCAGAAUCCCCAUCUUCCUCAUCUAUGAGACGAGGGAUCCCUAUUGAAGAGUACAAUCGGCAAGAAGCUUCUCCUAAACCCCAGGAAAAGGAACCAGUGGAUACUGAUUUCGCUGCAUUGGCUAAAGAUGUUUGAGUAGAGUGUCCUGGAUAUGAAACAUAAUUUUGUUAGUUCUGUAUUAGGUGAUGGACUUCUGAACUAAAAGUAUGUCCCCUAAAUAAGGUGUUUCCGUGCAUCUUUGACGCUGCAGUUGAUACCUUCACUCAGUUACAGGCAAUAUGUGAUGACGUAAUCCUUUGCUUAGACAUGAUAGAAAAGUAUUGGUAUUUGCAUUUUUGUGAAA